AGGCCAGUACCGGCAGCCCGAUUGAUAAAGCAACAGAAAGAAGACGAUGUUCUCGGACAGGCUGGUCUUUCAAAAGUUGUUCAAUUUGUCAAAGGAUUGAUUUCUGUGACUUGGUGUGAUUGUUUUGUUUGUUAUAUUUAUAUAUACUAUCAGGCACUAUGAAACCUCCUGCCUCAAUAGGAGAUAUAUACCAAUCUUCAAAAGACAUGCCUCAACACUUUCAAGUGCAUUGUGCUUGUGAUGCGGUAGACAUGCCACAUCAUGCCACAAAGCUGGACAUUAAUCAUUAAAAUUCGCACCUGCGCCGCCAAAGCCGUUUGUUUUGAAAGAUUGAGACCGCAGUGUUGUUCCUUUUACUUCGCAAAGGCCAUGGCCAUGAUGGCAAUGGCAGUGAUGUUGAUGCAUUUUGCAUCCUCUCAGGACCCCGGCAAUUGCUCGGCUCCCGGCUGCGACGAUGCCUCGAUUCUCCAAGUGACCGCUCGAGCCGUCUGCACUUGGAAGCUGAGCGCUUUAGGACACAGACGGACGUGAAAACUGUAUCGUUUGGUCGAAGACACUAGUCCAACAUGAUCAGACAAGUAAUAUCAAACCAGAAUGCCAAAGUUGUCCAAAUAUAUCAAAAUAUUUCCAAUUAUAUAUAUUUAUAAACAUAGUUAAACCUUAUAAAACCAUAUAAAACCCAAGUCUCCUUGCACUGCGCACUUUGGGCAAUUUUUUUUUGUUCAAUAGAAUCUCCAUCCACCAGCCCGGUUCAAAAGAACAUGUAUGGGUUUCCCAAGCGCCUUGUUGGAGGAGGCAACUGCGUUCGUGCUUGUAAUCCAGGUAAAUGCGACCCGACACAACAGAGGCUUCUGACAGGUCAAGCUUUGAAGACUGUGGUGAAAAGCCUUGGGCGGACAUGCAACGGCGAUCCCACGAACAGUGUUAGCAAGUCUGCCCCAUAUAUUUCCAAAGGCAACAACAAGUGCCGUCAAUCAGCUCUUCAAGCUGCAGCGGAUUCACGAUGCAGCGCCAGUGCUGCCUCGGGGAAUCAGAGGAUUUGCUGCUGCGUCAGGAAGAGGACUUCCACCACCAGUUUCACCACCAGCGCAUUCACCACAUUCACAACUGCUUGGCCGAGCACCAGCACUACCUCCACUGGAGGUGAUGACGGUGACCCCCACAUUUCCACCAUUUGGGGAGAUCACUACAGCCUCUUGAAACCAGGCAACUAUGUGGCCUGGAGCUAUUCCAAGGGUUCGGUGGACAUGCAGCUCCUGGCUUCCUACUCCGGGUCCGGAUUCACUACUCAAGGCCUGUUGCUUCUGGAAAAGAAUUCAGGACGCACCAUGGAAUUGACUGCACAGGACUGUGCUUGGCAGCAAAAAGCGCGCGGUUCCAGUUGGCGCCAACUGGCACAGACUGAGCUUUUGUCCACUGAUGGUGCGAACUUUGAUGUGAAGGAAGCCGGCAAAAACACAAACAACUUCCUAAAUAUGGAAUCCGAGGUCAUGCUGAAUGUGCAAUCAGAGCAUGGACCGCGGAAGGUGGCAAGGCUUUUGGUCCACUGCAAACCUGAUGAUCACAUGGACUUCAAGAUCAGUAUGUUCAACAAGAAUGAUAUGGAGCAUGCGGGUGGUGAAAUUGGAGCUACGCCAGAUGAAAAGGAGUCCUACUUGAGCUUCUUCUCUUCCAAGCUAUCGGUGAGAGUGAAGACCGACGACAACUUUCAGGCACAUGGAUCAUGGGUGACCUUGGGUGGCAGCAAGGCUGCAGAAACCUACUUGAACUCCAAGAUGCAACCUACAGCUUCACUUCUCAGCAUGACGUGUACCGAAGUUGCAGAGCGAGAAGCAGAAACGAUUUGUGGCAAACACCUUCAGAAGGAUGGCAAUCACCCAGAGAUCUUUGCUGACUGUGUCUUUGACAUUUGCCGGGGAGCUGGUGGUGAAGAAGUUGCGCAGAGUGCAGCCGCCUUCAUCGCAGCCUAGGUGCAGCAAUGCAAAAUCCACCAUCAGGCAAAUCACUUGCACGAUGGGUGAGAUACCAUGGGCUGAGAUGGGUCCAAUCUUUAAUUAAGUACGGUGCCAAGUGCACCCCUUUUCAAAAGAGCUGUGCCUUGUGCUGAGCAGUCAGUUUUCAACCAACUGAGAAAGAGCACUGUGCACGACUUUGCUUCUAUUGCCGUGGAGUGUGCAAGAAAAGGAG
This is a messenger RNA of Durusdinium trenchii, 2187 nucleotides long. The record is from the annotation of a GenBank genome assembly. Lineage: Eukaryota; Dinophyceae; Suessiales; Symbiodiniaceae.